GCUGUUUGUGAGGAAAUCAAUCAAGUCUCCCAGAAUGAAAGUGUUCUGCUUUUGGUCAAUCUUUAGCUUUUUCUAGGACAUCAUUUGUAUUUUUUACCCUGAAACAACUUUCCAGCCAUGGCAGAGAGGUUUGACACCACUGGGACACAUUUAGAGCUAAACGUGUUGCAGCCAUGGAGCGCCUCAAAGACUGCUGUAAGACGUUCACCAAGAAGAAAGGGAGGGAGCAGGAGACCCAAGUGAUUGCGCUGAAGAUGCCUCCUAAGGCAUCAGGAUGGGAGCCGGAUGGAGAGAGGAGGGGGGUCUCAGAAGAUUACCUCAUGUCCAAGCUGCCCCCAGAUGGUAGAGAUGUGCCCUUUGUCCUGCCGACCUUCAAGGCCUCCUACAUCCAACCCAGAGGCUCCCGCUACCCAAAUCCACAGUCGGGGCCACAGAGUUCAGCCCGCUGCAUGUAUGCAGAGAGGAAAGCAGAGCUGCUGGCCUCCACGCAAUUCCCCUACAGCCCGGAGUCCAGACUCCAACGCGGUGGGCUGAGCGAGUACAUCUCCCCCGGAUCCUCCCGCCGCGGCACCCCGAGGAGCAGAGACUCCGGCUCCCAAAGUCCAGGUUGGACUCUGAAUGUGGGCGGCGAGCAGCAACUGAACAACUUGAUGUUUGAUCUGUCCAGCCCUCAGAAUCACAUGCAGCGCUUCGACUCCGUCUCCAGCGUCCUCAGCAGCACGUCCUCCACGAUCGGCUCCAUUGAAAGCAGCCUCGACUCCAUCACCCUGUCUGGGGAUGAGCGUGAGUUGGGGAAGGUGUGUGUCCGAGUGAACUACCAGGAGGCCCUGGAGCAGGUGUGGAUCACCGUGGUUCAGUGUUCAGACCUCAACCUUUUUCCGGAUAGAGUGGAACAACAAAAGAUUGGAUUCAAAGGGAUCAUCACCAUCCCCAAACCGAUACAGUUCAAAAGCUCGAUUAAGGACUACUGUCAGGACGUGUCCUUCAUGGAGACCUUUGUGUUUGCGCUGCAUCUUCAGCAGUUGCGCUGCAGUGCUUUGGUGCUGCGGCUGCAGGCGCUCAGCCCCAAGAAACGCACGGUGGCCGAGUGCGUCCUCUCCCUGAGGCAGCUCGGCUCUGAGGAGACCGAGCACCGGCUCGAGCUCAACCCUCCCUCCAAAUCCUCGGUGUGCCACUCUGAGUUGCAUCUCACCACCUGUUUUCAACCAGUCAACGGACGCAUCCAACUCCAGGUCCUUGCUGCCCAAAGCCUCCCAGCAUCCUCUUCACCGCUCACCCAAGCCUUUUUUGUCAAAGUGGAGAUGCACCAGUUGGGGCGGCCGGUGAUGGAGAAGAAGACUCGAGUCCUUAAGGCCUCAGGGGGACAGUGUAGAUGGGCGGAGACCUUUCACUUCUUCUUGGCUUCGUUAGACCACGGCUGCUCGCUGUCAGUCAAACUCUACAGCCGCAGCUCGGUCAGGAGGAAACAGUGUCACGGACAGGUUCAUCUGGGAUUCGACAGCCCCGUCCCAGAAGCAGUGGAGCAGUGGAAGGACACGAUGGCUCACCCAGAGAAGGUGGUGUCUGCGUGGCUCCGGCUCAGCGCUGCGUAAAGCGUCCUCUCUGGGGAUGUGCCGUUCUCCUGCUGCAGGUCCAGAUGUGCCUGCUGGCUUCUCCACAGAGGAACACAGUCUUGUGCGCAUCGCUGAGUCGUCGCCCGCGGGCCGGACCGUAAGCCGCUGGACGGGCUCUGAACGCCACGUGAAACCAGAUUCCUAAGCUUCUGGUUGCUCAGUUGUAAAUAGGGGUUUUCGAACAAAGUGUUAUUGCUGGAGGUUUCUGGGGUUGUUUCUGUGUAGACAAAAUAAGAUUUAGGAAAUGUGAAGCAUUUGCCUGACUGACAACAAAGUCGGCCUCAUGGCUGUGUAUAUAAAGCUGUACAUUGCAUUUGUAGGGAAAACAUUGUCUCUCUGUUUGAAUUAGAAAGAAAGUUUAGAAGCUGAGAAAGUCAAACUCACUGUAAUUAAGACCCAUGUUAAAGGCUAAUGAUAUUCUUUACUUUUUAUAGUCAACAAACAAAAAACAAAACUAAGCACUUUCUUUUCAGCACAAUUGGCUCCAACAUGAAAUAAUGCACUUAGAUUAUAUGAAUGAGUGCAUUAUUUUUUUGAGCUUUGUUUUAGGUCUCCACCAGCUCCUGAGGGAUGAAUCAAACUCUUGCUAAAUGCUCCAGUGUCACUAGGUAGUUGUUAAAUGCAUCUGUCUGCUUUUUAGUGCUGAGAUGUUUGUGUACAGCCUCUCAUCUGAAAACAGCACAUCGUGAAUGCAGUCCAGACUUUGUAGACACUUUAAAAAGGACUAAAUCGUUUAUUUUUUGGGAAAGUUUUUAGGUAUUGAUGUAUAUAGAUUUUGGUAUGUGACAUGUAUGAAUUGAGGAACCAGAGAUGUAUGACUUUCAAGUAGAAUUGAUUCACUGUUGCUUUUAGUCUUUUUAUGGUAUUUUUAAGAAUAGGAUAAAUAUUAACAUCAUCUUUCAAUUAAUAAAUAUGUUUCUGUAGAACAACAAACCUUUGCUGUAUGCUUUUGAUGAAAGCAUUUUAUUUUGUGAUGUAUUUAAUGUAGACUGUUUAGUGAUUAAAGGUAUGAUGUCGUUGGAAAAUGAAAUUUGUGUAUUGAAUAAUGCAUUCUAUAAGUAUAAAGCUAUAUGUGACCUUUUGUCUGAGCCGAAUCAGAAACAAGACGAGGAUCCUUUUUGCACAAUCAUUCUGGGUCACAUUAAAAGAAAACGUAGGCAUGUGCAUUAAUCUCGUUACACUCGGGGUGGUGCCUGUUAAAGUAGGUCAACAGCCAUAAACCACAGCGUCACCCUUUCACUUUUUAUU
Messenger RNA from Pungitius pungitius (ninespine stickleback), 2861 nucleotides. Its product is annotated as tandem C2 domains nuclear protein. The coding region runs from base 174 to 1592 and encodes 472 amino acids. NCBI's taxonomy places the organism in Eukaryota, Metazoa, Chordata, Actinopteri, Perciformes, Gasterosteidae. Gene Ontology annotation, cellular component: nucleus. The record is from RefSeq and is a predicted model, not a curated record. The transcript has 12 exons.